Molecule: messenger RNA, 957 nt
Organism: Linum tenue
Lineage: Eukaryota; Viridiplantae; Streptophyta; Magnoliopsida; Malpighiales; Linaceae
Source: the annotation of a GenBank genome assembly
AUGGGUUCCCUUGAGAUUUUGGAUUUAAACAAUGAUACUUUUUUGGCGACCUUUGGGAAUGAUCAAGAUUACUUGAAAGCCCUAACUGGUGGCCCUUGGGUUGUCCUGGAUCAUUACCUUGUGGUUCAUCAAUGGUCGCCGGCAUUCCGCACUUCUGAUAAGCCCUAUAGGUCAGUGGUGGCGUGGGUUCAAUUCCCUGAAUUGCCCGUUCACUUCUAUCACCGGGAAAUUCUCUUUGCUAUUGGUAAUCUAGUUGGCAGGACGGUUAAGCUGGAUUAUCACACAGAAAAAUUGGAAAGGGGCAAGUUUGCUCGUAUUGUCAUCGAGCUAGACAUGAGCAAGCCCCUCCCCACGCGCAUCAGGCUCGAUGGAGAAUGGCAGCAAGUAUUAUACGAAAACCUUCCGACGAUCUGCUACUCCUGUGGGCGAAUAGGCCAUAAGGAAGACUCCUGUCCGUUGAAGCUACCGCCUCCUCCGCUGACUAUUAUGAUGGCACCUGAUCAAACGCAGAACUCCCCGCCGGUGGCAGAGUCGCCGGAAAUCCCCGCCGGCUACGGCCCUUGGAUGCAAGUGGUCAGAAAAUCAAAACGCCAGAUAAGGAAACAGGUGCCGGAUCAGCCGAGAUAUCAGGGGAAUAGAUCAGGAAAGAAUCAAGAGGAGGGCGUGAGUUUGGGAGGAACUAAAGGAAAGGGGAAGAUUGAGGUCGGGAAGAUGAAUCAGGGCACAAAAGGAAAGGGGGAACAGAGCAAAGGGUCGGGUAGGGGUGGGCAACGGGAAACGGGUAUUUGGGUAUACCCGUACCCGUCCCAUUUUUUAAGGGUUACGGGUACCCAUAUUACCCAUAAUAUUAUAAACGGAUGGGACUUGGGAUUGUACAUUCCUAAUAUGGGUACCCGCGGGUUACCCGCGAAUACCCGCUUGGGUAAUAUGGGUACCCGUUAUUCCCAUUCAAUAUAA